CAUCGGCGGGUCGACUUGCGCCUUGCUUUCAAACAGUUGAAGACGCGGAGGACUUUGGCCGUCCGCGACGCAGGACGCGAGUUCCGACACUUUGACGUCGUUUUAUUCGUGUCCGCGAAGAAACGGCGUGGCUUUUUGGCAUCAGCUUUUUUUUUUUUUCUUUCGCUCGCACCGGCCGCCCGGCGCGAGCUCCCCGCAAACAUUUUGCGCGUCUGCGAGCGAUGCUUGGCGCGUCGUUCCGUCCCGGCAUGCAGCGCGCACCGCGCACUGGGCAUGCGCAGUUGCGCGCUACGCCCGUAGUUCGCUUCGAGUCAACUCCCUUGUGUCCGCUGACGGCCGGCUCCCGGCAGAGCGCUCCGCAGACGGUUGUUGAUAUUUUUUUUCUCGCUGCUCGGCUCGUUCGACGCUGAAGGCACGCCGAAAGAACGCAUCCCCGGCAGCAGGUGAGCGAGUUUUUCCAAAAUGCCUGGAACGCCGAAGCACAAGGAGAUAGUGCUCGACACGAUCGACCAACUGCGAAAGCGCAAAGCGCGGCCGGACUUCGAGCGCAUUUGUCACAUGCUCUACCGGCGGCAUGGGCUGAGCAAAGCGGAGGUUCAGGAGGAGCUCGAUCUGCUCGUCGAUUCUGAGGCGGUGAUCAAAGUGGACUACAAGGGCAACACGAGCUACCGCAACGCCGCGAAAUGGGUUCGCUUCAACAAGUCUCUUUCCUCGGACACCGGCGCCGCUGCGGCCGCAGCCGCGACGGCGGUCGCCGUCGGUUGCGGCGGGCCGCAGCCGACCACGUUCAAGGUAAGCCGCGCGAUCGGCGAUGCCGUCCGGGACCUGUGGUUCACGAGCAAGCAAAGCAUCGACGCUGCGGACGCCGGCGGCGUGUCGGCCGCGGAACUGGACGCCUAUUUGCAAGCGAGGGACUUCAAGUGCACCAAGGGAGCGCUCGAACUCGGCAUCGACAAGGAACUGGCGUCCGGCCGACUCGUGCGCCUGCCCAGCGGCAAGUUCGCGCCGAGCGAAGCGGAGAAGCAGCGGGCCGCCAAACUCGCGGCGGCAUGCGCGCAGAAGCCGACGGCAACCGCGUCGCCCCCCAAGGCCCCGCGCGUCGUGAAACCGUUGUUGCAGCAGGCGUGCGAAGGCGGCUACGCCGUCCCUCCGAUCGGCGCGACCACGGCAACGUGCUCCGCUCCUCCGGCCGCCGGUCCUACCGCCGCCACGAGCAACGGAACAAACGGCGUUCUCAUCGUGCGCGCACCGACUUCGCCGACCGGCAGGACGACGACCGCAUCGGCAUCGCUGUCCUCUCCACCGAACGCCAAACGAGCCAGGCCGCUUAGCAAGCGCAAGAGGAUCAAGAAGACGCAUGGGCCGGACUUCCUGGAGAACCUGGACAGUCCGACGAUGGAUGUGACCGAGUUCUUCGAGGAGGACGAGCCGCACUGCUUCGUCUGUUACCUCUCUGUGCCGCCAACCAGCAAUGACUACAAGGCACUGCUCAUCUGUCGAGACUGCAACACUAAGGCUCAUCCUUCCUGCCUCAACUACUCUGCGGAACUAGCUGCUGCGGCCCGGCUCGCGACAUGGCAGUGCGUUGACUGCAAGACGUGCUCGGGGUGCAGCGCGACUGCGGACAAUGACGAACUCAUCAUUUGUGAUGGCUGUGAUCGAGGUUACCACAUGGUGUGCCACAGGCCGAAGCUGACGCACAGGCCGCAACGCAAGUGGCUGUGCAAGGCGUGCUGUGAUGUCACGAAGAAGACUGCUGGUGUCAAGAUCAAAACUGAAGUGGACAACUCAGUCGGGCUCCCGACACCAUGCGACUCCCCCGUGCCAGACGAAGAGCUCAAGGGCUUCGAUGGAGAGCACACUGACCUGUCGGCAUACUACAUAGCCCUGGACAAAUACCCAGAUGUGGUUCCUGAUGCCAAGGACUGGUCUGUCGAAGAAGUCGAGAAAUUCUUUGUGCACAUUGGCUUCCCAGAACAAGCGGUCGCAUUCAGGGACCAGGAAAUCGACGGCCGGUCUUUGCUCCUGUUGAAGCGUAGCGACGUCCUCACAGGCCUCUCUCUAAAGUUGGGGCCUGCGCUCAAGAUCUACAAUCACAUCAAGAGGCUCCAGACGGGGUUGCCAAACGGACACCUCUGCUGAAACCAGACCAGUCACAAUGCACCCGAACCUUUCCCGUUUGUUCACAAGUAUGCGCCGCCAUUGUACAUAUGUAGUCUACGAAGGAAGCACUCCCAACCACAAGCGAAAAAGCUUCGCUUGUGAGCAAGUGGUUGGUCGGGACGUUGUUCUUUCGUCAUGUCUGUGUUGCUGAGAGACUGUUGUACUCGCAGAGUUGAUUUCAGUAAAGAUUGCGAGGUUGGAGGAAUGCCAUAGGGCCAAGUCGAAGCCGCAUUAGUUAGAGCAGGUCACUGAUGGCAAGAACGAGAUUAAAGUAUUACAACGCAAAAAAAAAAAGACAAGGCAUAAAGCAGGAGCUGAGGGGCACACAGAAUAGCAAUUGUCUAAGUACCUAAGCUUAACGUUCCAGCACUUGAAUUGUAGUAACCACAUACCUUGGUUCUUAUCUUAUGUCAUUGUUAAACCAAUUCUUUUUUUUUUUGUGUGUGUGUGUGAGUCCUCUAUUGUAUAUAUACAUUUAUUCAGUUAUAGGUGAUGCCUAGUUGGUUGUCAGCACUCCGUAUGCCCCUCGUUUCCUGUCUUGCGCCUUCUUUCUUUCCCGCAUUGUAAUAUUUAAGUCGCGUUAUACAACUUUCCCAAGCCUAAACCUUACUUAAAAAAUAAGUUUAUGUUUGUGGAUCCACACAGAGGUCUUAGUAACAGUCGAGCAGUAAAUUCAAAAUGGGGAUAUACGCUUUACCUAUCAAAGGUCUGAACUGGCUGACAAUACAAUCAUCCAACCUAGCAAAGGUCUGGUGGAUUGGUUGGCGAUAGCAAGCUAUAGAGUACUUUGGAACCCAGUGCAAAGGUCACAUUAAAUAGAAGACAACACCCUGAAGUGUGAUUUGCCCUCUAUGGCGUUCAUUGGCCUCCCACAACAUUUGUCCUUGAUCCCACUACUGUUCGCCACAGGCAUUCAACCUGAACACUUGUGUUUCAAAAGGCAACCAGUUGUUACCUGUUUUACAAACGAGAGUUCACACUUCGACAUAACUGUGAAGAGUGGAGGGUGCAUCUCCUCUCUACAGGUUCUACAGCGCCACCGUAGACCAUGAAGUUCCGCUGCCAUGUCUAAACAAAAAGGAACUGCUACAUGUGUACUCAUUGAUGGGAUAACCAACCUUCAUUCAGUUUGUGCUGCAGGCCUAUGCUGCCAACAAUGAUGUUCGAUUUGGGGCUGCUUUUUUGCGUGCUACAUUGCAGCUUCAGACAUUUUUAAGUCCUUUGGACACAUUGUCCUUGUUUUAUUUAAGCAUUCUGCAUCGCAGUGUUUGUACGUUCUUGUUUUUUGUUUCUUUCGUGGUGUAAGAAAGUUUUGGGGCAUUCUAUUGUCAUUGGCAUGUUGUGGGCAGCAGAGCGAGAUUCGUUGCAACUACAAAAGACGACCCCGUCUCUGGGCGGGGUGCUGCAGUUGUCAAAAUGCGUGCAACUUUGUUGCCUUUAGUGCAAAAGAACUUUCUUCAAACCUCCCUGAAGCAAGUUUGACAUUUGCUGCUGUGUUGUGAGGCAUUUAGAGUUGGGAAACCUUGCAAGUAUACUUAUGGAAACUGUGCAUUGUUGGCACAAUACGGGACUGUCCAAGUGCAAACCACACAUACAAGCUCUACAUGAACUUGUGCUUACCUCCUUUAGGUCUUCUCAUGAAACUUAGGUUGACGGCAUUUGUGCUUCACUGAGUAGCAUGCGAGAGCUGCAACAAUCUAAUACUUUGUGGCUUGCCUUUUCAUUGAAUAUACUGUAUUUUCGUGCGUAUAACCUGUCCAUGUAAUAAUCUGCAAUUACAUUUACAACUCUCAUAAAAGGCAAAAAGGGAAAGGGUACCCCUUUCCCCUCCUUCCCAUUCACGCAAAUAACUCUAUUAAGUGUUAAAGUUUUUGUAAAAGCAAUCAGGCACAAAGUGAUGACCCAGAAAUAAUUUUGACUGAUACGGUGAUGCAUUGCCGCUUUCACUGCCACUUCCUAUUGAAAUACAGUAUAGUAGCUUCAGAGCAAUGUGAAGUACAUUCGUAAGUAAACUUUUACUUUUAUGUGUGGCUUUAUCAUUGUUCACUUCAUGUUCCUAUCAAGCAGCACCUUAUGGCAAACUUUCCGUAUAGAACACACACCCCACUUUAUAUGUAAAUUUAUGAAGUAUUUUUAAUGCAGAUCAUACGCACAGAAAUAUGGUAGGCAUGCUGCCAAGCUGUUGCAUAUUUCCAGGUGGCACAGCGACGCCUGGCAACAUUGCAAUGCCUGGCUGCAUUCUGGCGGGCUGUAGUCAGACUCCGGUGCUUGUCUUGGCUUUUGCCGAUAUAUUUAUGUACAAAGUAGAAUGACUCAAAUGAGAGUGGUCAAAGGGAUCAAGGAAUGUAUGAGCUUUAGAGGCAUUAGCAUAGGCAGGCGCAUUUGAAGCAAUUUAGUGUCGCAACCAUUUUUCAACGCGGGGACAUCUCCACUUCUCCGCCAGCGUAGCUGUCUUUUGGAUGUUUAGCCAAAGUUUCCUGCCACAUGUUGCACACUAAAGUUUUUUGUGGAUUCUUCAGUGCAGCUGUUAAUGACGGGCUAGAGCCACUCAUUGUGCUCUACGAGCAUGCGUACAUGUUUUAUGCAACAUUAUUUCAGCCACGUCAGCUGCCUUACUUAGUCCGAUGCAUUUUGCGUCGUCUUGGAAUAUUGAACUGCGUCGCACUUUCUUCGCGAUGGCGUGCCCCUGGGUGCAGCUACUCGGCUUCGACUGCACGCUUGGAAUUUGUCGCUUUUGCCCUCGAAGUGUUGUGAACGACAUCGCUUAAACUCCGUUUCGUCACCAGCAGUUGCGACUGCAGUGAAUUCGUGAACAAAACUUCACUGUGCAACACGUGGUGAUUUGCCUUUGCAUAGUGGAUAGUGGGGUGGGCCAAGCUGAACUGUAUAUCAAAGUUUGUGCAAUAAUCAUAGAUGACGGUGACAGGUCUGUGCACUUGUUUUGUGUGACUUGCAGAGUCAAUGCCAUGCGUGUGCUCAAAUGUGCAGAGACUGCGACAAGAUUGGCCACCUCUUGCCAGAGGCAUUGCAGCGGCUUGUAGUUACAAUGCAAUGUUUUCCUCCUGUGAAGUUGAAAGGGACAUGACCAGCUUAUUCAGGUGUUGGCGAGAUGGUUGCUGUACAUAAUGUUUAUACAACACAGCAUAAGCUAGCACGUCGUUAUAGUAGUUAGCAAACUUUCUUAAUAGCUUUCCCAGAAAAGCACAAGGUGCUCUGAUACUAAUGUACGGAAUACCAAGCUUCGUCAUGUUGAUUGUGCCAUUGCUUGGGAUACAGUUAUGAAGCAGGCCAAUAAUCAAUUUAAUUACAAGAGUCUACUGUUAUAAAACUGAUUGUGGAUGAUCACAGCAUAAAUUAGAAGAAAAAGAAAGCAUCAGCCACAGUAAAAACUAAACGGUUGAAGACUACGUUUCAGCAACCUCACGGGAGCCUUUAGAAGUACUUCAGUUCUUUGGCGUUUUAGUUAUUUACUGUAGGGAGCAUCUUUGUGUUCUGCUAGCGCUGGAACAGCUUUCAUUGCACAAUGCGUGUAUAUCGCCCGAGUCUUGAAGCUAAGGGUACCUAAAUUGAGCUCAGUGCGCCUACAUGAGAAGUUCGUUAAUUUCCGUGCGUGGCAAGAAGCAACACUGAUACAUUAUAUCGCUGCAAUGUUCUCCUGUCCGAUGACGACUUAACCAUGGCAGCAUGUGCCAGUGUUGGCUGUCCCUCCCAUUCAACUUCAAAUCACAUGGCUAUUGUACCUGUAGAAAGAUGACUGGUAUCACAGUGUAACAGUCGCACGUAAGCUGGGCCCCAUUGACUACGAGAGCUGCUCUCGCGUGCCAUUCUUUCUGUGUUCACAUCCCAGCUUUUCAUCGUGCAGCUUAGUUGCAAGCUAUUUGAUCAUGUGUGAGCACGAUGAUGUCUGUUAAAAAUGCUAUCAAGUUGUGUUGAAUGUUCCAUGAAUAAGGGAGCCUUAUAUGAACUACUUUUCAGCCUAGCUCAUUUGUGCCGGUAUUAUGUACAGAGGUGGCAUUCAGAUAAAACAAAUUUAGCACAGCGCAAGCGCUCUACCGUUGCCCCUACUUUCUUGGCCACCCGCCAGCAUUAUGCAUACUAGCCAAGUCGCACCAGGUGUACACAUGCUAUGGACAAGCUAGCGUGCAUAGAGCUGGCAGAUAACCAAUAUGGCAGGGGCGAUGCUGUGCAUAAGGUAUCUCAUGCUGUCUUUUGCAUGCAGCUCUUGCCUUUCUUAUUCGGAAUGAAUCAAAAGUGUAUAUCUGUUUCUGUGAUGCUGGACUAAAGAAUGCAAUUUUAUUCAUCAAAAGGAACGGUGGCUCCCUCUAUGCCAAAGAGUGAAGCAUUCGCGAAGCAGGCUGUAGAAUGUAGAGUGGCCACUGUUCUUUGAAACAAGAAAUUUUAAUAUUUCCACCAACCAUUGGCACAAAUGGCCAGUAAUUUUUAUUCACUUGCAUGCAGCAGGCACGUACGAAUGUGGUACUAGAUGGAAUUUAACACUGAAUGCAACCUCCACAUGAAAUGCAAGUGCAAAUGAACAAGCAGUCAAGCUGGUGUGCUUGAUUGUUAAGGCCUUGUGUGCUGUACUCCCUUAGUGAAGCAACAUAGAAUAUUCUCGCCUGGCUGUGAGAUUUGCCUCUCUUUUUUUUUUUUUUUUCUUGUGUGCCAUUGAACAAUUUUUCACUUGUCAUUGUCACCUGCCUGGCGAAAGGGCGAGAGCAUUGUAUAAACAAGACAGACAUAUAUGUUGAAUAAAGUUUGUUGAAUAAGUUAA
This is a messenger RNA of Dermacentor andersoni, 6934 nucleotides long. RefSeq names its product histone acetyltransferase KAT6B-like. NCBI's taxonomy places the organism in Eukaryota, Metazoa, Arthropoda, Arachnida, Ixodida, Ixodidae. Gene Ontology annotation, molecular function: histone binding; DNA binding; chromatin binding. Gene Ontology annotation, biological process: negative regulation of DNA-templated transcription. The record is from RefSeq and is a predicted model, not a curated record. Gene Ontology annotation, cellular component: nucleus.